Messenger RNA from Patella vulgata (common limpet), 3575 nucleotides. RefSeq names its product alanine--tRNA ligase, cytoplasmic. Gene Ontology annotation, cellular component: mitochondrion; cytoplasm. The coding region runs from base 165 to 3053 and encodes 962 amino acids. Lineage: Eukaryota; Metazoa; Mollusca; Gastropoda; Patellidae. The transcript has 21 exons. Gene Ontology annotation, molecular function: amino acid binding; nucleic acid binding; aminoacyl-tRNA deacylase activity. Gene Ontology annotation, biological process: alanyl-tRNA aminoacylation; tRNA modification. The record is from RefSeq and is a predicted model, not a curated record.
UCAAUACAACGCGGGUGUAUAACACUUGUAGACGAAUUUCUCAUAAACCGCUAGCCCACGUUGGUCCAAAACUGAACAGACUGAGCUUCUCAAUUUUAGAUCGUGACAAAAUCAGUUAUUGAAACUUGCCUAUCUUGCAAAAUAUUUGGUUUUAGUUUGGCAGGAUGGCUAACCAGACCGGAAGCGAUGUUAGAAAAUUAUUUAUUGAUUUCUUUAAAGAAAAAGAACACACAUAUGUCCAUUCAUCAUCCACCAUUCCUUUAGAUGAUCCAACUCUGUUAUUUACAAAUGCUGGUAUGAACCAGUUUAAACCAAUAUUCCUUGGUGUUGUUGAUCCAAAUAGUGAUAUGGCCAAAUGGACUCGAGCAACAAAUUCACAGAAGUGUAUUCGUGCAGGAGGUAAACACAAUGAUCUUGAUGAUGUCGGCAAGGAUGUAUAUCAUCAUACCUUCUUUGAAAUGUUAGGCAAUUGGUCUUUUGGUGAUUAUUAUAAGAAAGAAGUAAUUACCUGGGCAUGGGAAUUGUUAACAGACAGACUAAGUUUAGAUAAAAACCGUUUAUAUGUCUCAUAUUUUGGUGGUAAACCAGAAACUGGAUUAGAACCUGAUAACGAAGCUCGAGAUAUUUGGCUCAGUCUUGGAUUACCAGCUAACAGAAUUUUACCAUUUGAUAUGAAGGACAAUUUUUGGGAAAUGGGUGAGACAGGCCCAUGUGGUCCAUGUUCAGAGAUUCAUUAUGAUCGUAUAGGUGGACGAGAGGUACCGGAACUAGUAAACAUGGAUGAUCCUGAUGUUUUAGAAAUAUGGAAUUUGGUUUUCAUACAGUACAAUAGAGAUCCUGAUGGGAGUUUAAAAUCACUACCCAAAAAACAUAUAGAUUGUGGUUUAGGAUUAGAGAGAUUAGUUUCUGUAAUACAAGAUAAAAGAUCUAACUAUGAUACUGAUUUAUUUACACCUAUAUUUGAUGUCAUUCAUAAAAUGACAGGAACACGACCAUAUGAAGGUAAAGUUGGUAAAGAUGACGUUGAUGGUAUAGAUAUGGCUUAUAGAGUUCUAGCUGACCACAGUCGUACUAUUACCAUUACAUUAUCAGAUGGUGGACGACCAGAUAACACUGGUAGAGGGUAUGUGUUAAGAAGAAUAUUACGUAGAGCUGUUAGAUAUGGUACAGAAAAAUUAAACUGUAAACCAGGAAUGUUUUCAAAGCUAGUUGACACUGUUGUUGAAUUGUUGGGAGAUGCUUUUCCAGAAGUAAAAAGAGAUCCAGAAACAGUUAAAGCUAUAAUUGAUGAGGAAGAAGUACAGUUUUUGAAGACUUUAACAAGAGGUCAUCAUUUGCUACAGCGAACUAUUAAAAAAUUAGGAAAUACCAAUGUUUUACCAGGUGAUGUAGCAUGGCGUUUGUAUGAUACAUAUGGAUUUCCUGUUGAUCUUACGUCAUUAAUGGCUGAAGAAAAAGGUUUGAAUAUUGACAUGGUUGCCUUUGAAGAAGCUCGAAAGAAAGCUCAGUUGCUGUCUCAAGGUACUGGUGGAACUAUAGAUGAUAAGAUUAAUUUGGAUGUACAUGCUAUAAACGAUCUUCAAAAUAAAAAGAUACCUCCAACAGAUGAUAGUGCUAAAUAUAACUAUACAGCUGAUCUUCAGGGAAAUUAUAUAUUUGAGCCAAAUAGUGGAACUGUUACUGCAUUAAGAUAUAAUAAAGAAUUUGUAGAGUCAGUAUCAACAGGACAGGAAUGUGGUGUUUUAUUAGAUAAAACAAACUUUUAUGCUGAACAAGGUGGACAAAUCUAUGAUGAAGGUUUUAUGGUUAAAGAUGGAGAAGAGGAGGUAGAAUUACGUAUUAAGAAUGUACAAGUUCGUGGUGGUUAUGUAUUACACAUAGGUACUGUAGAAGGAGUAUUACAUGUCGGUGAUAAAGUUAAACUUUCUGUGGAUGAGGAAAGAAGAUGUUCUGUAAUGAAGAACCAUACUGGUACUCACAUGUUAAACUUUGGUCUUCGAUGUGUAUUAAAAGAAGCAGAUCAACGAGGUUCUUUAGUCGCUCCUGAAAGAUUGCGUUUUGAUUUUACUUCUAAGGGUGCAAUGACUGCAGCAGAAGUUAAAAAAGUGGAAGAUACAGUUAAUGAAAUGGCGUCUAAAAAUGAAGAAGUUUAUGCUAAAGAAGCAAGUUUAUCUGUCGCUAAAACCAUUCAGGGUCUAAGAGCUGUGUUUGAUGAGGUGUAUCCUGAUCCAGUACGGAUUGUAUCUGUUGGUAUACCAGUAGAACAGAUGGAGAGUGAUCCCAUGGGACCAGCUGGUUCAGUUACAACUGUAGAAUUCUGUGGAGGAACGCAUUUAAGACGUGCUGGUCAUAUUGGUGCUAUGGUUAUAGUAUCAGAGGAUGCUAUUUCAAAAGGAAUUCGACGUAUUAUAGCAGUAACAGGUUCUGAAGCACUGAAAUCUCAUCAUAAAGUAGAAGUUUUAGAAAAAUCAGUCAAAGAAUUACAACAAAUAUUAGAAGAUAAUUCUAGAACAAUCAGUGAUAAAGAAUUAACUAAGAGAAUUGUUCAGUUAGAUGAUGAAGUAGCACAAUCAACGAUAGCUUAUUGGAAGAAAGACAGUCUACGUUCCAGUUUAAAGAUAUUAAAAAAAAAGAUGGAUGAAUUAGAUAAAGUUAAAAAAACUGCAAUCUUGAAUGAGGUUAUUGAAGAAGCAAAGAAAAUGAUAGAAGCUAAUCCUAACGUAAAAUAUAUUGUACAUGAAUUUAAAGCUGGGUCUAGUGCAAAGGCACUAGAUGCUGCUAUGAAACAAUAUAAAGCCUCAAGUCCUCAAACCUCAGCAUUCUUUAUAACAGUAGACAAUGAAGGUGGUAAAAUAAUAUGUAUGAGCUGUGUUCCUAAGGAAGCAGCCAAUGUUGGUUUAUCCGCCAAGUUAUGGAUAGAUCAAGUUGUUACAGUUAUAAAUGGUAAAGGUGGGGGAAAAGAUGUAUCUGCUCAAGCAACUGGGACCAAUGUUGGAGCUCUGAAAGAAGUUAUUGAUCUAGCAACAAAAUUCGCUGAUGUUAAACUUUCAUGAAAAUCAAUUCAAAAUGAAAUUUAAUGAUUGUAUAAUACAAUAGGUGCAUGGUUUAGACAUAUUACUUUCCAAUCCUCCACUUUACUAUAUGUUGGUCUUUAAUUUAAAGAUCAGAUUGCUUGAGUAUUUAAUUACAGCUCUAGUUUUCUCUUAACGAACCAACUGUCACCUUUCAGAGGGUAUCUUAGAUGACAUGAGGUAAAUGACAAAAGACUUUAGCAAAAGUAGAGUCAUUUGUUGUGAUGCUCUAAAAUCAAGUACUUAGUCAAUUUAGCUAUACUCUCCCUCAGUCGUACUUGAGUUCAAGUAAAUUCAGUCCAUCAUCAGAACUAUCUGUUAUGUAUCAAAGUACCAGUUCUAUUUAUUUGCAAAUAAAUGAUUUGUUAAUUGUUUUGCAUAAAAUGUAUUACAUGUAUUUUGAAUUAUACAUUCAGCAGUUGUUCGUGGAAUCUGUUUUUGCUAACUUCACUAAUUAAUACCCUCUGUUAUUGAAACCAUUUAUAAUAAACUAAUUUAAUACUA